Messenger RNA from Symsagittifera roscoffensis, 934 nucleotides. RefSeq names its product adenylate kinase-like. Gene Ontology annotation, molecular function: ATP binding; AMP kinase activity. Gene Ontology annotation, cellular component: cytoplasm; mitochondrion. The transcript has 4 exons. Gene Ontology annotation, biological process: ADP biosynthetic process. The record is from RefSeq and is a predicted model, not a curated record. The coding region runs from base 22 to 705 and encodes 227 amino acids. NCBI's taxonomy places the organism in Eukaryota, Metazoa, Xenacoelomorpha, Acoela, Convolutidae.
AAACUUAUUAAAUAGGCAGUUAUGGUUUUCUCAACAGGGCGGAGAAAGGAGAAUAAUGUACGGGCAAUUUUACUGGGUCCACCCGGGGCUGGAAAAGGAACCCAGGCGCCCUGGCUAGUUCAGAAAUAUAAUGUAUGUCACCUCAGCACUGGCGAUAUGCUCCGAGCUGAAGUGACCUCUGGAUCAGCACUGGGUUCCAGAGUAAAAAAAGUCAUGGAUGCCGGGCAACUUGUCUCUGAUGAUCUUGUUAUUGAUUUGAUCAACACUAAUUUAGACAAGGAGGCAUGUAAAUCUGGGUUCCUCUUAGAUGGUUUUCCAAGAACAGUGAAACAAGCCGAAGGCCUAGAUAAUCUCCUCGACAAAAGGAAUCAAAGUUUGAACGCUGUUGUUGAAUUUAAAAUAGAUGACAAGCUUCUAGUAUCCCGCAUCACAGGGCGUCUAAUUCAUAAGGCUAGUGGGAGAUCAUAUCACAGAGAGUUCGCUCCUCCCAAAGUGCCCAUGAAAGACGAUAUCACAGGCGAGCCUCUGAUUCAGAGGUCAGAUGACACAGUGGAAGCACUCACCAAAAGAUUGCAACAAUAUCACGAAAUGACUGUGCCACUUAUGGAUCACUACAAAAAGUACGGCAUCACUUCUUGGAUUAACGCUGACCAAAAACCUCAGAAAGUAUUCCAGGAUUUGGUAGACAUUUUUUCCAAGAAGUAGAGAACUGUAUGAGUGUUUCUGCUCUGUAUAUUGCCGGACUGAGUUAUAAUCUAAAGACUAAAUAUUGAAAACUUGAGCUGGUAUAACUUGAGCUUAAUAUUGAAAACUGGACUUUCAUUUGAGCUGGUAUAAACCUGUAUUUGCGUAUCAAAAUAUGAGUUAUAUUUUAAUGUUGAAUUGUAACAAAAGUUUUCAUGCAAAUGAUGAUCAAUAUAACAUUCCAUGGUUA